Messenger RNA from Colletotrichum navitas, 926 nucleotides. RefSeq lists its product as uncharacterized. The record is from RefSeq and is a predicted model, not a curated record. NCBI's taxonomy places the organism in Eukaryota, Fungi, Ascomycota, Sordariomycetes, Glomerellales, Glomerellaceae. The transcript has a single exon. The coding region runs from base 298 to 816 and encodes 172 amino acids.
CCCCCCUAACAGACAUCACCAACGCCCUCGCCGGAUGGCCAUCGAUUGACAAGUGUCUUUUCGUAUUUCCGCCUGAUGAUGCAGCCUCCCCGGCAGCCUGCCGUCUAGGGGGCACCACCAACACCGACACGGGGAUAGCUGCUUCCUGUCGUAUGGGCGAGGCGUCACCGGCCUUUUCAAAAUUGAUUGUCUUGCCUUUGCCUUACAAGGCCACCAACAACUCGGCCUGGAUCUGGAAAUCCCUUCCUGCUUCGGGGCCAUCUUCCUCCCUUCCAUUGAAGUUUCAAUUGGAUAUCAAUGGGAGAUUGCCCAGCCAAGGCUAUUGUGUUUGGCUGCCUCAAACAUUCAGCAGGGGAAGAGGGGGGCAUCGUGCACCGUUGCUUGGUCUAUCAAAAAGGGAGGGCGUCGGCCGCUCUUCUUCCCGGUCUUGGUUAUGCGACCAAAAGAAAAACAAGGCUUCGGCGCCCGUACUUGCGGCAGUCUUGUUUGCGAGUUGUCCUUUUGCGGCUCGGCAGCCGUGGUAAAUGCAAUCGACCAGCGGCCGUUGGCCCGCCUUGUUUAUUUUCAAAAACAUCAUCCCCCUUUAUUGGCUCCCACUCGCUUGAAGUGUCCUCCUGUCGCACCAACGACGCUCCGGUUGAGGUCACUAUUGAGUUGCCUUUUUUGCAAUAUUGGCACAUUGGACUCCCUUUCCGCACGAGUAAGCACGGCGUGUACCGUAGGCCGAUGCUUUAUGCAUGCCAGGGGGUUUCAUUGCUUUCUUUUCUCGCCUCCAACGCCCCUUGCAUUAAUUAUCACAGAUAUUCACCUCUAUAGGCCCAAGUCGUCAAGGUAAUGCUAUGAUUUGCAGGCAUCAAGGGACGCCGCAGACUUCAGUCCAGCCGCCUCGUAUUUGUCAGACCCCUGAAUAAGGCAGCAGCUCGCAU